This is a messenger RNA of Kwoniella shivajii, 1176 nucleotides long. RefSeq lists its product as uncharacterized. The record is from RefSeq and is a predicted model, not a curated record. The transcript has 10 exons. NCBI's taxonomy places the organism in Eukaryota, Fungi, Basidiomycota, Tremellomycetes, Tremellales, Cryptococcaceae. The coding region runs from base 1 to 1176 and encodes 391 amino acids.
AUGUCGACUACGACUGUUCCUUACUGGCCUCCUGGUUGGUCGUAUUUCGCUGUGUAUGGACCGAUGAUAGUGGGACUCGGCUUUAGUUUUCUGCUAUUAGGAAUUGUCUUGGCCUCCCGUUAUUUCCUCAGAUUUCAAGAAGAUCGGUUGCAAAUAAAGCUUCUCUUUAUUUGCCUCUUGACGACGGCAGAUACGACUCUGUUGUGGGCUCAAAUGUUCAAGAUAUUUGAUAGACCCGGUGAUUUCUUGUGGACAUUGGACAUCCAAACGGGACAUAUUGGUUGGGGCAGAGCGAUAACGUCAUCAAUCUGCACUUUUAUCGUCCAGGGCUAUAUGAUUCAUAUAUUCUUCACUUUCGCUUUGGCUUUAAGGGCUGGAGAUGACUCCAAAAUGGUCAGGUCUCUCAUCUGGUCUUUCAGGAUUCUGCUCUGCUGCUUAGUGGUACUAGGAAUGGUGACAUCCUGGAUUGCUCCGAUUUAUGCCAGAGAUAUCGCAUCGGAAAAUACAGCUGCGGUUAAUGAUAAAAAACACAAGCUCUUAACCUUGUUUUGGAAUCUGCAGUACAGUUCUCAAUUCAGUGUCGACUUCAUCCUCACUGUGAUAUUCUCCAUAUACCUACAUUGUGUCCGAACUGGAUUCAAAACUACGAACAGCAUCAUCAAUUCUUUAGUUAUAAUUCUGCUGCGGAAUGGAUUUUUAGUCACUUCACUGCAACUGGCGUCUCUGCUCUUGUAUACCCUCACUAAAUCGUAUUGGAUUCUUCUUCCAGGAGCAGUCUCGUCAAAACUUUACGUUUUGACCGCUUUAUCGUUAGUCACCAAGCCGCGAGCCGUUCAACAACGUUCUUUAGAGGAAGGACUUCGGCCACCUCAGGGCAUCACCAGGCCCUUGUCAGAAGCUGAGUUUAUAUCAUCUUCCAAACUAUUAAGAAGUACCACUUGUCAAGUUUGUCGUAGCCGAUCAAUAGGCUCUUCAGGGCAAGUGCAGAGAAAGUAUGAGAACGCAAGUCCUAGGUUGAACUUAUCGUUCAUGGAAUUUAUAUCACAUCAUGACAAUAACGAGUUCCCAUUAGAAGAGACCAUACCUGUGACAGUAGAAGAUUUCAAGGAUAUUUUGCCAAACCCAGUUUCCGACUAUCCAACGGGAAGGCUAAGCGAGGAGAAGGAUAUAAUAUGA